Trametes versicolor FP-101664 SS1 is the source of this 1627-nucleotide messenger RNA. RefSeq lists its product as uncharacterized. The record is from RefSeq and is a predicted model, not a curated record. NCBI's taxonomy places the organism in Eukaryota, Fungi, Basidiomycota, Agaricomycetes, Polyporales, Polyporaceae. The coding region runs from base 1 to 1545 and encodes 514 amino acids. The transcript has 2 exons.
AUGUACCUGAAGAUGGCCGACCUUCUGUCCGCGCUGCCUGUCGAGCUGGUAAGCAUCAUCGGUCAUACGUCCGCCCCAAGCGACCUGGCAGCACUCCUCCUCGCCAACAAGACACUCAACGAACACCUCACGCCGACACUCUAUGCCUCCGUCGACAUCCAGCACUACAACCACGCGCAAUCCUGCAUCCGGACGCUUUCUGCAGAGGCUUCUACCCUCGCGUUCGGUCGGGACCUUGCUGCGCUGGUCCGCUUCUUCUCGCUGCGGUACGCGUACUCCAUCUAUAGCAAACCACCGGGAGUGGCGGAACUCGCACGCCGUCUGUCUCGCGCGGUGGGGCGCAUGACCGGUCUCCAACACUUCACGCUCGCCGCAACUGCCACAUGUACCACAAACGUCUGUGCAGCGCUCGCGCGGUCAGCCGCACCAACCUUGCGCUCUCUCACCAUCGCGGCAGACUCGCAGUCAAGGUGGGCACACGGGAGCGACGUAGGGAUGCUGCGCGACGUCCGCACGGUGUUUCCGGAGCUCAUCUCCGUCUCGCUCGUACUCUCGAAAGAGGCGCAAUGGCUCGACUUUUUCGAGCGCAUUCUCACACCCCGCGCGGGACACCUGCGCCAUCUAUCCUUCAAAGUAGGCUCGGCGCCCCUGCUCUUGUCCUUAGUGCGCAACACCCCAUCGUGGGCGCAGCUGCAAGAGCUCGAACUUGAUGUUCCGAACGUGCCCCUGGCCAACCUCCCGUCUACGCCAAAUGUGCGCAAGCUCACCCUAUCCUCGCCGAAGGCUUCAGACGCACUAGCACAGCUCGUCCUCCCUUCGGACGCGUUUCCCGCCCUCGAGGUCCUCGCGUGCCCUUACCAGUUCCUGCCGACAUUCCUCCCCGAGGACGCGCAGCCACAGCGCCCGAUCCGUACUGUACGCUUGAACAAUGCGUGCUACGAUGAGGUCGACGGCAUCGGGGAUUUCCCGCUCCACGAGCCCUACCCGAGGUGGGAAGAGCUGCUCGAGGUGCUGUGCUGCCUCCCGCGCUCUGCGGGCCCCGUGACGGACCUCAGUUUCUACGUCGACUGGUUCGAUGCGUCGGUGUUUGGCGUGGACCUGGCGCCGUACACGGCGACACUGGAGCGGCUCGUCGUCAUGCUGCACGAGGACCUGGGCGGGGAGUCCGCGAUCGCGACUUUCGGGGAGACGUUGUUCGCGCAUACGCCGAAAUUGCACACGUUCUUGCUGUCUGAUGGGCCGAUGAGGGCGGACGACUUCAAGACCAUCUUCAGGGGCGAUCCCGAAUGGCUCGAGGAGUGGGACAAACACCCUAAUGCACUGAAGAAUGUCGCGUUCACGACCGGCGAGGGUGUGUGGACAAAAACGGACGACGGAUGGCAGGCGCCCCCGAGGAACGAGGACAGCGAUGAUGAAGGUGACGAUGAUGAGGAUGAGGACGAGGAUGAGGAGGAUGAGGAUGAGGACGACGACGACGAAGACGAUGACGAUGACGACGACGACGCAGUGGAGAGCGACGGAAGUGUCGUAGGCGAAUCCAACUAGCGGGACCACGCAUCACCAUGUCUAGACCACUGGCAGGACUCGGAGAUUCCGCGCACGCAACAAAAUGUAUUACAAUGACGUU